This is a messenger RNA of Didymosphaeria variabile, 1323 nucleotides long. RefSeq lists its product as uncharacterized. The record is from RefSeq and is a predicted model, not a curated record. Bases 1 to 1323 code for a protein of 440 amino acids. The transcript has 4 exons. NCBI's taxonomy places the organism in Eukaryota, Fungi, Ascomycota, Dothideomycetes, Pleosporales, Didymosphaeriaceae.
AUGGAAAACGGCGGAGAUGUCAACACCGAUUCGGUUUCGAGAGUUCGUCUACUUGAAGCAAGAUACAUCGAGCUUCUCGAGAAGCGUGUAGCAGAUUUAGAAAGCCUGGUUGCCAAAACGUCGGAUGGACGUACCAAAAUUACAGUCGGCUCGCGUGGGAAGGAUACGAAGCUCAGUGCGAAGGACUUGACAUCUAAUGAUCGGAUUGAGCAGUUCCGCCCCAAUGGCGAACACGUAACGGGUGAUAAACGGACUAGUAUUAAUUCAAAUCCAGAUUCUCAGCCGCUCGCCACUAGAAUACGCUUUCGCAAUGUCAGAUACAACGAUGAUGGAGUUGAAGAGACCAAAGACGUAUCUGAGGAUGAAAUCCUCAAAGUCGGCCACGCUGAGAAACGCAAGGAAGAAGAUGACAUAGUGUGGACAAGUCGCUUCGGUGAGAACAGAAAAUACAAAUGGGCGGAGGUUCAAAUUCUCAGUGUGGAAUUGCGCGACAUCUUCCGAGUACUUUUCGCUCAUGAUCCAAGGAUGCACGUUGUGGCGGACAGUGACAACGAGAUUACUUUGAUCAGCCCCUUUGAGCCGCUCCUACAGAGAUGGACCAAACUAGAGGAACUUGCCCGAGAAUCUUUUGAAUCUGAUUCUUGGCGAAGUGUUACGAAGAAGAUCGGAGAAGCGAAGCGGAACAGUCAAACAGCCACAGUGGAGCAAAAGCCAGAAAAGUUUUUGGGGAAAGCUCAGAAGGACCUGGUUGCUCUCAUGGAGCGUGUCCGCUCUUCACCCGAAGUUGAAGCUUAUCUCUCCGCCAUAGAGGCAGCAGUAAAGAACAGUACGAUCCAGUUCGACAACCUCUGGACGAUCUUCCCACCAGGAGAAAUAGUUUACUCCACAUCCUUCAUGAAAGAAGAUCAGAUCUUCGUAGUCAAAGAGUGUAGCAGCUACUACCCUACGGAAAGCGAUUCUGGGCUGCCUAAAGACAAUCGACAAGUCUGCAACUUACACUGUUGGAGCUAUGACUGGAAUGGGAAACAUUUCACCCGCGUUCCAGUUCUUUUCAAAUUCGAAGAGUUCCCAGGGGUGAAGCUGAUCAAUACGCUUCACUGUCAUCCGUUGCGGAACCACUUUACGGAUGACGAUCAGGAACGUAAGAUAGGAGAGCUCAAAAAUAAACUCAUCGCUCGCGGGAAGCUAUUCCGAGAGUACUGUGUGCGGACGAUUGAGGAUCGUCUCGGAGAGCAAACGUUUGAGUACGAUGGUACUGCGAUAUCCCAUGGAAGUGGUUUCCAGCGGCUCAAAAACAAACAAUCAGGAGUAAGAGUCACAUAA